This is a messenger RNA of Talaromyces amestolkiae, 816 nucleotides long. RefSeq lists its product as uncharacterized. The record is from RefSeq and is a predicted model, not a curated record. Lineage: Eukaryota; Fungi; Ascomycota; Eurotiomycetes; Eurotiales; Trichocomaceae. The transcript is spliced from 2 exons. The coding region runs from base 1 to 816 and encodes 271 amino acids. Gene Ontology annotation, molecular function: methyltransferase activity. Gene Ontology annotation, biological process: ubiquinone biosynthetic process.
AUGACGCAUUUCGGGUUUGAGAAUAUUCCAGAAGCGGAGAAGGAGUCGAGAGUUGGCGCCGUAUUCAGUUCCGUUGCAAGCUCGUACGAUACCAUGAACGAUCUCAUGUCACUGGGUAUCCACCGUCUGUGGAAAGAUCAUUUCGUGCGAUCUUUGAACCCCGGUUCGCCCAAAGUCUCAUCAACACAGUCCGAGAACGAUGGCCAAAAAGGGUGGAAUAUUCUCGAUAUCGCCGGCGGCUCAGGCGACAUUGCCUUUCGCAUGCUGGAUCACGCAACAAACAUCAACAACGAUAGAGACACUCGCGUCACAGUCUCUGACAUUAACCCAGACAUGUUAGCCGAAGGACGCAAACGAAGUCUGGAUACGCCAUACUACAAUACGAAACGAUUAUCAUUCAUGGUCGCGAACGCAGAACAUAUGCCCCAAAUCCCCUCCAACUCAAUCGAUCUCUACACCGUAUCCUUCGGUAUUCGAAACUUCACCGACAAACAGGCCGCUCUUAACGAAGCCUUCCGCGUUCUCAAACCUGGCGGCGUCUUUGCAUGCAUGGAAUUCAGCAAAGUGCAGGACUUUUCUCUUUUUAACGAAGUCUACAAACGAUGGAGUUUCAGCGCCAUCCCGCUUAUUGGGCAGCUUGUGGCGGGGGACAGGGCGAGUUAUCAGUAUCUGGUCGAGAGUAUUGAGAAGUUUCCGAGCCAGGAGGAGUUCAGGGUCAUGAUUGCCAAGGCUGGGUUUGUGAUCCCGGGCCGGGGGUACGAGAAUCUGUCGUUUGGGAUUGCGGCGAUCCAUAAGGGGGUGAAGCCUCUACAAUAA